UUGUUUACAUUGGUGGCACGAGGGUCAGGAGCGUGGCGGCUGGUGGGGGGCCUAGCGGACGAACUGCGUUUGGGAACACGUACACACACGCGCACACACUCACACUGCAGCAGGCAGCAGCACACUUUCUCUACCGUCUGCCUCAAAACAAACAAGAACUUUUCAGCGUUUCGGGAACACAAGAAGAGGCCGAUCCAGGCGACUUUUUCCUACCCCCCACCCCCCGCGUGUCCAAGGACAGGAAAGGGAAAGUCCGAAAAGAGACGAGCGCCAUAACAAUCAGUAGAGUGUCUGCGCGUGAAGAAGGAAUAGCUUAGCAACAGAGUCCCACUUCCUGAACAUUUGAUGCAUGCUUUAACGCUGCAUGGUGCAAUGUGAGAGGGAUCCACAGAGGAAGUGUCGGAUUCACUGACGUGACACUGGAUCCAAUUCUGUUGAAAUCAUACACCCACUGCUCGACGGGAAAACGGAUUCAAGGCCUUAACACCAUGGAUAUGGACGCUCAGCCACAAGGACAGCAAGCCGCCGUGCCAGUGUUUCAACCACAGAAACCUUUGCAGCCUGACAUGGGCAAUUCACUUGCUAACUUCCAAAUUGAGAAGAAAAUAGGCCGGGGACAAUUCAGUGAAGUUUACCGGGCUAGGUAUCUAUUAGACAACACAUCUGUGGCCCUGAAGAAAGUCCAGAUAUUUGACUUGAUGGAUGACAAAGCUCGGCAGGAUUGCAUCAAAGAGAUUGAUCUCCUUAAGCAACUGAAUCAUCCAAAUGUGAUAAAGUAUCAUGCGUCUUUUAUUGAGGACAAUGAGCUCAACAUAGUACUGGAGCUAGCCGAUGCUGGAGACCUCUCACGUAUGAUCAAGCACUUUAAGAAACAGCGGAGGCUUAUCCCAGAAAGAACUGUGUGGAAGUACUUUGUCCAGCUUUGCAGCGCACUUGAGCAUAUGCACUCCCGGAGAGUCAUGCACAGAGAUAUCAAGCCUGCAAAUGUAUUCAUCACAGCUACAGGUGUAGUGAAGCUAGGAGAUCUAGGACUGGGACGAUUCUUCAGCUCCAAAACGACGGCUGCUCACUCUCUUGUGGGUACUCCAUACUACAUGUCACCCGAGAGGAUACAUGAAAACGGAUACAACUUCAAAUCGGACAUCUGGUCGCUAGGAUGCCUGCUCUACGAGAUGGCAGCCCUGCAGAGUCCAUUUUAUGGCGAUAAGAUGAACCUUUACUCUCUUUGUAAGAAGAUAGAACAGUGUGACUACCCUCCUCUUCCAUCAGAUCACUACUCAGAGGAACUGAGGAAUUUGGUAGAUAUGUGCAUCAAUCCAGACCCGGAGAAGAGGCCGGACAUCACCUACGUGUACGACAUGGCCAAACACAUGCAGAACCUGACGCAGGGCAGCUAAGCUCGGAGUUGCACAAACUAUAGCUUGUGAACACCCCGUCCCCCCGGACCCCAAUUUCCAUGCUGGACGUGUACACAUCUAUCUGCUUAUAUGCAAUUACUUGGUCCAGAGCUCAUUUUGAUAAGCCGGACAGCAUUUAUAUCAUGGUUAUUGGAGGGUGUAAACAUGACUGGCAACCUAAAUCCUUCCCGCUCUAGUGGUGCUGGGCGAUAUAUUGUAUAGCAUGAUUCAAAUAUUUUAUUACAGCGAAAUGUGGGAAAAAGUUUGACUUCACCUCAGCGAGACUUUCGCUUGAGCAUUUGUUUCCCAGGACAUGGAGGUUGAAACCCCACCCCUGCCAUUAUAGUUCUCCAUUAAUUGAUAAAUAUGUGGGAAAAGAAAGAUGCUAGUAAGUCUAGUUAUUGAACAAAAAGCAUAUGUCACUAAGUUAAUACCAAUUUUCGCGCUGUGCACUUGCCACUUCCGUUUUGGCAUAGGAAUGCAGAUAUUUGCUGCCUAGCUCUCCUAGAGAUGUGAACCACAAUCAGGAGGACAUAUGCGAUCAUAUGAAACGAUCCUAUGCAUAUGCUGCCUCGCGGCUGCCUCUCCCAUGGCACCAUUCUUUUAUAUAUCUUCUAUACAUCUUCUAAUAUAUCUUGGUGUGGAGUGCAACUUUCAGAUUUUCUUGUCGAUCAGUGUGCCACACCAAGAUUAAUGACUCAUAUCCGAAUUUUUAUAUCCAACAGAGCUGUAAUUUUACUCCAAACAAAACAACAUGGACAUAAAUGCAUUUUGUAGAAAAUAUCAAAACUUGAAAAUAAGUGCAACAGUAAUAACAGCUGUACAGCAGCAGCAUCUUAUGUAAACAUAUUACACACACCCCCACACACACCAGCAAGAAAAGGGGAACAGGUGUGAUUCUCAGUGCAGGUCUCUUACACAGUACAGAGCGGGCUGUUUUAACCUUCAAAGACAGAACAGAAGACUCUUACAUUUUGUCUUGUUCACUAGCAACUUAAAAUAGUGAAUUAUAUGGACGAUUUUAGAUUUUAUAUUACAAAUAUAAAAGAUGCCUACCUAUUGUGAUCCCUGUCCCUGUUUUCAAUGAAUUUUCAUGUUUUGUCUCGUAGUGGCGUUUGACACUUGUGCAACACACAACGCACAAACAGAGCUAGCGGAAGUAACCCAGCCAACCAGUUGUUACCGGCAUCCCCAAUGGGCCGCUGUCCCUUAAAAUAUGACCAGCUUACUAGUUAAGCGUUGAAGAAUAAGUAGGCGUCUGGGCGAGGAAAAGAGAGGCAGCGAAGCAAGGUUUCGAGGGACAUUUGCGCGGAGAGCGCCGUGAAAAGUGGCUGUGUCCCCCGCUGGUUUUUGUUUUGUUGAUAAAAGUCUCCAGCAAAAAGCCAUUCAACGCGUCACUGUGUUUUUAUACACGUCGCCACCUCUCCGAAGUAAGCACCGGACGUAUCGACGACAACGAGCCACGUUAAUCCGGUCCACUAUGAAAGCACCGCAAUUACCAAAAGUGCAGAUUGGUGACACAGUGUAUUUCCGCCAGCUCUCUAAUUGGUUGACUACGUGACACGUUAGUAGCCUGUGCUGAAUUGAGCGCGCAUAGAAAAAAAAAAACGACGAGCGCAGGAGUCGACGAAUUGAGGAAGAGCUGGAGGUGCGCUCAAAAUCCAUUAUUGCUCGCAUAUAACGCUAUAAGGCAGAUUGGGUGGGAAGGGCGCUCCCGUAAAGCCCCUGAGUAACAGGGCGCGCAAGUCAAAAUGUCUUAAUUUCAGGUAAAAAGGCACUUUUUUUUUUUUUUUUUUUGCCAUGCGCUCGCGUGUCACUGGUUAACUCUUCGAGUGCCAGUGCUGACACGCGUGUCAUAGGUUGCUGCCCCCUGUUCUAUAAGUUUAACUGUCAAAGGGCCAGCUGGAUUGCUCAAGAAGUCCUACCUGAUCUUGCCCAUUCUGGCACAUGUGUGAACUGCAUUUUCAUUAGGUUUGGGCACCCUUUGAAAUGGAAUGAUUCCGAUUUCAUGUUUCGAUUCCUGUUCCGAACAAUUCUCGUUUCCGAUUCAUUUAAGAGGCCGGGUCAAAAAAUUGCAUAGUGUAUAUUUAUUGUCUUAACUUUCCAAUUUUUUAAAAUUAUAUGAACUUCUAACAGGGCUAUUUUCAACUUGUAUAUAAAUAUCAGUCUUUGAACUUGAAUGUGAAGAUUUUUCCUCAAGAGUGCACUUUCACAAAGAUGUUUAUUUUUUAAAAGCUCACAGAGAAAACAUUUACACACAUUCAUACAUGUACCUUAGCUGGGAGCUACAUCAAAGCAUUAGUGUAAAUUCUUCUAUUGAUUAUAAUUUGAUGUAGAUGAGGCAAAAUAAUAAGGUUUCCUUAUUUGUAAAACCGGUUCUGUUGUGUUUACGGAGACAUUCAAUGUUUAUGUUCUGACAAUACCAGUUAGGCAUACGUAUAAUGUACGUAUAAUGCGUAGAAGAAAAGACUAGUGUCUGGCUAGGAUGCUCUGUGAUGUCUGCAUGUGCUCACUGGUACAAGUUCAUUAAAAAAAGUAAUUGAAUGCUUCAUAUGGCUACUUCUUUCGAAACAAGCAACACAACAGAUUCCAAAACAAAAGAUGUUUUUGUUACUGUUGAUUUUAACGGAGGCAGCAACCCGCUACGUUAAGUACGUAGCUGCUUACAUAGCUACAUGAGCCCGAUGUCAUAAUAGAACUUAGUCUCGUACUAUUCCAUCCAUCAAUCCAUAGGGCAGCAGCAGACGGAUGUAAUUUAUUGUUUUAUUUACCUCGUUCUGACUGGUUAGAGAAUCGGCGCAGCGUGUCAAAUACGCGGCACUCAGCUAUGCACUUGGCACUUGUAUUCCAUGAAGCUGGAGGUGUUUGGCCGUGAAGCCAUCUUUGCAUGAUAUAGUUGUGUUGCAAAUGUUGCUCUGAGCUGACUGGUAAAUUUUUUUUUUGUAAAGUUUAGGCAAACUUUUGAGGGCCGCCACACCGUGUCCAUGGUUGUAAUUAGGUUUGCAAUAAACAAACACGCUUCAUGUGGCUUCUUCUUCGAGAAUUUUGGCCGUAAUUUUUUCCUGCUCGGCGGCCAGAGCAUCAAAACAUGGAAUCGAAAUUUUAAAAUUCAAAUGGUGCUGGGAGCAUCGGAGUGUUAGAACCGAAUCCCAUCGAUGCCCGAUGCCCAACCCUAAUUAUCACAGUGGAUUUUUGUGAGUUUAGUUUUUCUUCUGCUUCAUAAAAUGCUUUAAUUCAGCACCAAGUCAAGAGAAGCCGCUGCAGGCUAGGAACAUGCUGUGGAGGCUGUGGGGAACCAAGCAGCGUUGAGUCUCUCAUAGCUGAUGACUGUGGAAGACUAAUUCUUGGAAAGCCCCGUCUGUGCUCAAUACGCACCGGGCCGUCAACCGAUUGGAAUCGAGUUAAAGAAUAUUACCAUGAUACAGUACAUGUCAACAAUCAUGAGUUCUCCAAUUCAACAUAGUUUUUAUUUAUCAAUGCACGACCUGUUAUCCAGUCACAGCUCAUUGGCUACGUUUUGACAAGAUUUCAGCGUUCAGAUUAAAAUUAUGAUCGGAUGCACUGUUUUCACGAGCACUCAGGCAUCAAACUUCUGGUUGGAACAAAAUAUUUGAACAUUGGCAGUUUGACCAUAUAUACAGGGAAUAAAAGUAAAAGAAGAAGAACCCAUAGCGACUUCCGUGCCAACAAAUCAUCGCUCCGUCCAUUUCUAUUUUAAAAGCCAUUUCGCGUAUUUUUCUACCGUCAGUUCUUGCAAAAAUUGUAAGAUCUUUUAAUAUUUCCAGUGAUGUGCUCCUCUGGAAUACAGACCAGUUCAGUCUUUUUGUUGACAUUUCAGUUUUAAAUGAAUAAUUAAAUAAUAAUAGCGUCUAAACUCCCAUUGUGUAAGGCAGUGUUUUUCAACCACUGUGCCACGGCACGCUACUCUGCCAUGGCGUAGUGUCUGGUGUGCCGUGGAAAAUGAUCCACCUUUACCUAAUUUGUGUUAAAAAUAUCUUUUGAAAUCAAAUCCGCAUAUAUGCCUCUGCUGAGUGCCUGUGGUGUCCAACAGUCGGCAAUUAUGUAAUACUCUUCCAUAUCAGUAGGCGUCAAUAGGUAGCGAAUUAGUUUUAGUGAUGCAAUGCAUAAAAGAUUAGAGUGACAUUGAAGCUAGCGGCUAGUCAGCGAAACUAUAACAAUAACAGCAAUGAAAAGGUUUUUAAAAAAGAAAGCUGCUUUAAAAUGAUUCAAAUAUGACCAAGACUAGUAAAUACAGUGGGGCAAAUAAGUAUUUAGUCAACCACUAAUUGUGCAAGUUCUUCCACUUGAAAA
Messenger RNA from Corythoichthys intestinalis (scribbled pipefish), 5708 nucleotides. It is a transcript of the gene nek7, whose product is annotated as NIMA-related kinase 7. Gene Ontology annotation, cellular component: nucleus. Gene Ontology annotation, biological process: peptidyl-serine phosphorylation. The record is from RefSeq and is a predicted model, not a curated record. The coding region runs from base 489 to 1397 and encodes 302 amino acids. NCBI's taxonomy places the organism in Eukaryota, Metazoa, Chordata, Actinopteri, Syngnathiformes, Syngnathidae. Gene Ontology annotation, molecular function: protein serine/threonine kinase activity; ATP binding. The transcript is spliced from 11 exons.